Drosophila busckii is the source of this 2079-nucleotide messenger RNA. RefSeq lists its product as uncharacterized. The record is from RefSeq and is a predicted model, not a curated record. The transcript has a single exon. Lineage: Eukaryota; Metazoa; Arthropoda; Insecta; Diptera; Drosophilidae. Gene Ontology annotation, biological process: protein processing. Gene Ontology annotation, molecular function: metalloendopeptidase activity. The coding region runs from base 196 to 2079 and encodes 627 amino acids. Gene Ontology annotation, cellular component: plasma membrane.
CAAGCAAAAUAAACAAUUUGUAAGUCUUUAAGGUCAAGGUGGCAAAUAGUAAGUAAGAAUCUCUCACACAAUCUCCUGCAGCUGCAGGCCUCAGCGUUUGAAGCUCUGCUCAGUGCUCUACAGUAGCUCAAGCUUAUCAGUUGCAAGUCGGAAAUACUUGGAAAUUGGCGCAGUUUUUUGCGCAUAAUUAAAAUCAUGUUGUUGUGGUUGCUGUUUGUGCUGCUGGUGGCAAGUGGCAGCAGCAUUGAGGCAACAACGACAGAGGAAACGGAAACGGCGCAGUUCUUUACGCAGCUGUACAAAAGUAAUCUGCAGCAAAUGGUGGCAAUAAGAAAUGAGAGCAUAGAGCCAUGCGUUGAUUUCUAUGCGCAUGCUUGUGGCCAGUUUGAGCAGCAGCAGUCGGAGGAUGCAGUACCGCCGUAUCUAUAUAAUCUGCAAGAUCGCAUGGAGUUCUUUGAGGCGCAACAUGGCAGCUUUCAAACGUUGCCGGGCAAGCUGUUGGGGCAACUUUACAGCGAGUGCAAGCAGCGCAAUGUGCAGCAUGUGCUGAGCGUGCAACCGGUGCUGACGCAUUGGCAGCAGUUGCUGCUGCAGCUGCCCAUGCUGCAGCCACAUCAAGAGCAGUUGCAGGCGUGGCCAUAUCUACGUCAUCAGUGGCGGCGUAGGCAUUUGGAUGAGCAGCUGAAUUGGAUAGAGCUGUCGGCGCAGCUGGCGGCGCAUGGUUUGCCUACAUUGUUGCAUAUUUACUUUGCAGCAGGUACUAUCUAUGUGGCGCCCAUGGCGGAGCUGCCUUGUCCUACGCUGCAAGGAUUUAGAGACAGCAUGGCAACGUUGCUCAAGGACAGAAAUGAGCAGGUGUCGCAUGUACUGGCGCAUGAGCUACGCAUGUUGUGUCGCGGCAUGCGCGGCGAGUUGCCGCUGGGGCAGAGCUUGGGCAACGAUGCCAGCUCUAGCUCCGAUGCGCUUAAGCUGGACGACAAUACGCUGGACUACUUUCAGCGCUUCUUUGCGCAGCUAAAUUUCACGCCGGAGCAACUGACAGCAGCGCGCAAAUUGUCGCUGGAUGUGGCAGCCAUAACUCAGGCCUGGCUUGUGCUGCGCCAAACCGAGCCACGCAUUAUUACCAACUAUGUGCUGUGGCAGCUGCAACAAAAGUUGGCCUACCACGAUUGCUUUCAGCUGAGCAAAGAGUUUGAGCGCUUGCUGCACCUUGAGUAUUGGCAGUGGCAUGUGUUUGCUCCAAAGCUGCAGCGCAAUGUGGCAUUGGCUAUGUAUCAGUUGCAUACCACACGCUUCCAAACGCGCCGCCGUUCGCAGCUGAGCCGCCGCGACUGGUAUGGCUAUCUGCUGCCCAAGCAGCUGGAGCAGCAGGAGCUGCAAAUUGCGCGUCUCUUGCAAGCUCAUGCUCAACAUUAUCUUAAUCUCACUGAGCUCACGCUGCACUACAGUCAAGUGCAGUUCACAGCCGGCAGCUUCUAUAGCAAUCUCUUGCGCCUGCGUCGCGCUCAGCUGCGUCACAGCUUUGAGUCUCCCUUUGUCGACGAGGAGGAUGUCCAACAGCCCGCUUACUUUCUACGUCACUUUCUCCACUUUGCUUUGCUCACUUUGCAUCGCCCCAUUUAUCAUUACUAUGCCACGCAAGGCUUGGAGUUGUGGCAACUGUCGCGUCUGCUCCUAGACACCGAUGGCUACUAUACUGCUCUGGAUUGUCUGCAGCAGCAGAGCCAACAGCUCUAUGAUCCCUCUUCGGCUGCUCUUUAUCGUCAACUCAGCUCGCAUGAGGUCUCCGCAUUUUAUGGCUUCCAACGCGCUUUUCUUGCCGCGCUGCGCGAUUAUCACUUUUGGCUGGCGGGCGAGCGUUUUCUCUUCGCCGAGCAGUUUGUGCUCCAGUACUUUGGCCUGGAUGAGCAGCGCGUGCUCUUCUAUGCGGCGGCUCAGCAGCUGUGCAAUCGUCAGGAUGAGAUUCUGGCACCGCGUCUUAAUCGCGCAUUUAUGAACACCUUGGAGUUCCAGGAAGCCUUUAAGUGCGAUGCGCAGGCGCCAAUGAAUCCUCCAGCCAAAUGCUUGGUCAACUGUUAA